This is a messenger RNA of Plectropomus leopardus (leopard coralgrouper), 4249 nucleotides long. It is a transcript of the gene ehmt2, whose product is annotated as euchromatic histone-lysine N-methyltransferase 2. Lineage: Eukaryota; Metazoa; Chordata; Actinopteri; Perciformes; Serranidae. Gene Ontology annotation, molecular function: p53 binding; histone H3K9 methyltransferase activity; zinc ion binding. Gene Ontology annotation, biological process: negative regulation of transcription by RNA polymerase II; peptidyl-lysine dimethylation. The record is from RefSeq and is a predicted model, not a curated record. Gene Ontology annotation, cellular component: nucleus; chromatin.
AUACGUUAGUGUGCGUCCACCAAACAUGUCGGCAUCUGAGACAACGACGAAGGAGCCUCCUGAAGGAAAUGACUCAGAAACACCAGCAGAGUCAUCAUCUAGACCAAGUCAAGUGAAGGAAGAUCAUGCAGCCUCCACCACCGCUGCUGCCGCCAAGAAGACAGAGCCCAUGGGUGGUAUGCCAUCAAUAUUGUCAUCACUGCAACCUGGAAAGGAUGCGUCCAGAGGUGCAGAGGAGGGAGAGAAAUGGUCGCCUGCUUCCUCCCCAAACAAACCUUCUGCAGGACACGCAGCAAAGUCCCUUUCAUUGACGCCCCCCUCUUCCAUGUCCUCACCUUCCACGUCUUCAACGUUGUCCCCUGGCCGAGCAAAGAUGAGCGUUUCCGGACCCGGCAGUAGUAAAUCCGUCCUGGCACCUGCUCCUUCCUCCUCCUCCUCUUCCUCCUCUUCUUCUUCCUCUUCCUCCUCUUCUUCCUCUUCUUCUUCGUCCUCUGCUACAGCUUCUUCGUCUCCUUCUGUCUCCCCCGGCCCCCCCAAGAUCCAUCGAGCCCGCAAGACCAUGAACAGGCCUCCAAUAGGGCAGAUGAGCCAUGUUGAGCGACCAGUUGCGCCUGUGACACCUUCAGGAUCCUCUGACUCUGAAACCGCUGCAAAAAAGAGAAAACUGGGUCACUUAUCUGACGGCUCACCUGUGAAGUCCGAGAACGUUCCAGAAAAUGCUCAAACUGUGGAAAAAACAUUAUUCCAUAAGAAGGUGGAACCUGUCACAAAGACGGCUCCAGAGAAGAGCAACAACAGCGUGGAGAAGUCUGAGGAGGAGGUAACAGAGAAGAGUCAGAUUUCCAGUCCGUCCACGCGAGAGUCAGAAAAGUUGGAAGAUGGUGGUGCAGAAACAAGGCAGCAAACUAAAGAUACGGAGGGGUCAGUGAACAUGUCAGAUCAUAGUUCAGAGUCUGAAUCACAGAAAGCUGUUCAGAGCAAAAACGAGAGCGAGGAGUCUUCGUGGCCGCAGUCAGACCAGGAAAAAGAGAGGAACACGGCUGAUGUGGUGGAGAUAGCAGGAGCAGGACGGUCGACCGAGUACACAGAAGUUCCCCUGGGCGCUCUGGACAUCGCUGCUGCUGACAGUCUGACACUUUCGCCUCAUCAUGAAGGCAGUGAUGCAGGAGACACAGAGCGGCUGGAGGAGCUUCCUCUGUGCAGCUGCAGGAUGGAGGCUCCUCGGGUCGACAGCACCAGCCACCGCAUCAGCAGGCAGUGUAUGGCCACCGAGAGCAUCAAUGGAGAGCUGAGGGCUUGCACCAAUCGGACUAUAAAAGGGGAGACGAUGCGGCCGUCCAGUCGGGUUCCCCUCAUGGUGCUUUGUGACGCCCAUCGCUCACACAUGGUCAAACACCACUGCUGUCCUGGCUGCGGAUACUUCUGCAUAGCGGGCACUUUUCUUGAGUGCUGCCCGGACCAGCGUAUCGCUCACCGUUUCCACCGGGGUUGUGUGACGGUGCUCGGUGGCGGGCGCAAUAGGUCAAAUGGUGGCGGCAUGCUUUUCUGUCCCCACUGCGGAGAAGACGCCUCCGAGGCCCAGGAGGUCACCAUCCCCUCCUUCAGCUCGGCCACAGCGUCAGCGACCACCGUUGUCACCAUGUCGGCCUCUUCUACCACUACGCCAUCUCUGCCGCCUUCCACCCCCACUGCGCCCUCCCUCACAGCCUCAACGGGAGGGAUGAAGGACGGGAAGAUGCCCGAGAGACCUGUCAGCGCUCGUAUGCGUAGUCACGGCUUGAUAACGCUGACAGUGGAGCAGCAGCAGCCUCCUCAGCCUGUCGCCUCUGCAGCCACUGUGCCCACUGUCCCCCCAGCAGAGGAGGGGGUGGACAGUGUGGGACCCUCUCUCUGUAUGCCAAAUGGAAAACCCAUCAGCCCCAGUGCACUUCCACCCGGGCCCAGCAGGGCGGCGCUGCAGAAGGCCAUUCUCACACAGGACACCGAGAGGAGGAAGAAACUGCGGUUCCACCCCCGCCAGCUUUACCCCGCUGCCAAGCAAGGAGAGGUGCAGAGAGUCCUGCUCAUGCUGAUGGAGGGCAUAGAUCCAACAUACCAGCCUGACUCUCAGAACAGGCGCUCUGCGCUCCAUGCUGCAGCUCAGAGAGGACUGCUGGAAGUCUGCUACAUACUUAUACAGGCCGGUGCUCAGGUGGACGCCCAGGACAAAGACCUGAGGACUCCUCUGCUGGAAGCGAUCAUCAACAAUCACAUUGAGGUGGCUCGCUACCUGAUCCAGAAUGGCGCCUGCAUCUAUCAUAUUGAAGAGGAUGGAUAUACUGGCCUUCACCAUGCAGCUAAGCUGGGAAACCUGGAGAUUGUCAACAUGCUUCUGGAAACGGGGCAGGUUGAUGUAAACGCACAGGACAGCGGUGGCUGGACGCCGAUCAUCUGGGCUGCAGAGCACAAACACGUAGAGGUGAUUAAAGCGCUGCUGAACAGAGGAGCUGAUGUCAGCAUUAAUGACAAGUCCCCUCUCUCCUUUCAGGAGCUGAACGUGUGUCUCCACUGGGCAGCGUAUGCCGGGAAUGUGGACAUAGCAGAGCUGGUGUUAAACUCUGGCUGCUCCCUCUCCUCCGUUAACAUGCACGGAGACACGCCGCUCCACAUCGCCGCCAGAGAGGGCUACCUCGAAUGUGUUACGUUGUUCUUGUCCAGAGGGGCCGAUAUCGACAUCAUGAACAGGGAAGGAGACACACCUCUCAGCCUCGCACGUGCCGACACGCCGGUGUGGGUGGCGCUCCAGAUCAACAGGAAGUUGAGAAGGGGAAUAACCAAUCGCAUGCUUCGGACUGAGAGAAUCAUCUGCAGUGACAUUGCGCAGGGCUACGAGAAUGUCCCAAUUCCCUGUGUGAACGCAGUGGACGACGAGGGCUGUCCUUCAGACUACAAAUACGUUUCGGAAAACUGUGAAACUUCAGCGAUGAACAUAGACCGGAAUAUUACUCACUUACAGCACUGCAGCUGCACAGAUGACUGCUCGUCCAGUAACUGCCUCUGUGGACAGCUCAGUAUCCGCUGCUGGUACGACAAGGACCAGCGGCUGCUUCAAGAAUUCAACAAAAUUGAGCCUCCGCUUAUAUUUGAAUGCAACAUGGCAUGCUCCUGUUACCGAACGUGCAAGAACAGGGUGGUGCAGGCCGGCAUCAAAGUUCGCCUUCAGCUCUACAGGACAGAGAAGAUGGGCUGGGGAGUUCGAGCGCUGCAGGAUAUUCCUCAGGGGAGCUUCAUCUGCGAGUACGUCGGGGAGCUGAUCUCUGACGCAGAGGCCGAUGUUAGAGAAGACGACUCCUACCUGUUUGACCUUGACAACAAGGAUGGGGAGGUGUAUUGUAUCGACGCCCGUUACUACGGCAACAUCAGCCGCUUCAUCAACCACCUGUGCGACCCAAACCUCAUCCCAGUGCGGGUGUUCAUGCUGCACCAGGACCUGAGAUUCCCCCGCAUCGCCUUCUUCAGCUCCAGAGACAUCCUCAGCGGACAAGAGCUGGGAUUCGACUAUGGAGACCGCUUUUGGGACAUUAAGAGCAAGUAUUUCACCUGCCAGUGUGGAUCAGAGAAAUGCAAGCACUCAGCUGAGGCCAUCGCCUUGGAGCAGAGCCGACUGGCUCGACUGGAGGCUUGUCCAGAAACGGGAACAGACUGUGGGAUUAGCAUGAUGGGAAACUCUUAAAACACUUAACCAUUGGGCCUUAGGAUUAACAUUGUCAAUUUCACAUGCGCGCAGUGUCAUUGGAUAUACUCUUUUAGGGUUUUAUCAUGUUUAAAAUGUUGUUUUUGAUGCAUGGUGCUGUUUCUUCUACUUGAAAAGUCCUUUUUUUCCUCCAAAACUCGCUACCUUACUGUUGAUUAUUUCCGCCUGUGGUUUGGGCCUUAACAUAUUUUUCUGGAUAUAAAACACAAUUUAUGAGUCUAUACAUGCAGUUUGUUAAUUGUACAUCACUAUGUUUGUUUGCCUUGACACAUGAAGUUGUGCAUUAGUGAGUCUGUCGUCAUGUAACUGUCAUACACUUAUAUUUUUUCUGUUGUGCCAAAAACGCAAUGCAUUUUUGAUACAGUACAGUGAUGGGUCAACCCUUAGCCCAAUUCUGGACUCACUAAGGACCUGAGGGAUAGUGUUGGAUGAUUAUGUCAGUUUUAUUUUCUUUAUUUUUAUACACAUUGUUUUCUUUAUCAAAUUUAGUCUAAUAAAUUAGCUCAUUGAUCUUAA